GGGCAAAAGUGUUUAGCAAAGGAGAUUAUGAAGAGUUUUCAAAUGAUUUACGUGGUGGUAAACAAACUGAUUCGUUUUAUGAUACCUUUCCCGAGAUUGAAGCAGAUGCAAAAGCAUUUGUCGUUCAAGCGUGUUCACAAAAGUCAGGCGAAUUCAAGGCUUUGGAUUUGGCUCAGUUUAUUGAUGAAAAAUAUUAUGAAUUAACAGGAAUUAAAAAACAAAUUGGCGAUGAUUUCAUAAGAUCGGAAAGAAGUUGUCGUCUUGAUCUUCGCAGAUGGGGAGCUAAAUUUGAAGCGAAUUCACAACGCCCGUAUUUUGAAGGACAUGAAAGUGACGAUGUAGUGAAACAUCGUAAUGAAUUUAUUGAUUAUUUUUUAGCGCACAAAGAUUAUUACUACACAAUUACAGAUGGUGAAAUACCUAUGUGGAAAAUUCCGAUCCAAAAUCCGCAUAAAAUACUUAUAUUUCAUGAUGAAUCAACCUUCAAAAGUGGUGAAGUUAGUCCAAAACGUUGGUUUUUUGAAGAAAAUACACUGUUUUUUUCAAAAGAUCGUGGUCGCAGUCAUAUGAUUUCUGAUUUUCUUGUUCAACAUCCUAGUGGGCCAUUUUUUGAACUUAGUGAAAAUGAAUGGAAAGAAGCUACUGCAAAAUAUAUAACAUUAAGUGUCGAUAGUGAUGUCAGUUAUAUCGAUCGAACAGCAACAGCUAGUAUUAAUAUGGGAACAGACGCUUAUUUUGAUAAUGAUACGUCAUACUCAUUACAAGAAUUUGGUAAAAAUAUUGGUACUCGUUGUUGUAUUGAACAAAUCGAAUAUGUUGAUGGAAAUGGCGUACAAAAAGUUAUUGAUUGUUAUUUUAAAGGGGAAGAAAACAAAGGUAAAUCAAAAGGUUUAGUUGAACUAUGUGAAGAUUUGGGUGUACAAUUACCAGCUAAACUUAAAUUAGACGACAUUCGUGAUAUACUUUCAACGCAUCGAGCUUUCCAAAAUGCUACAAAACUUGAGAUGCUAGGAAUUAAAUAUAAAAUUAAGAUUAUGUACUGUCCUAAGUAUCAUUGCGAACUGAAUGCAAUCGAAGGUCUUUGGUCCAAUCAAAAGGCAUUUGUUCGCUCACGUACAGAUCAAAGCUUCGAUAAAAUGAUAAAAUUAAUAUCGGAAUCACGUAUAAACUUUGCUGAACGAAAAAUUGCAUUGAAAUUAUUUCGACGUUUCUGGCGCGCAAUCGUAGCAUAUUCUCAAGGUCAAACAUAUGCUGAUGUAUUAAAGCUGUUUUUCAGUCAACUCUCCAAAACAACAAUUCAAUCUCAUCGCAAAAUAACAAAUACUAACAUAGACGAAGACUAA
This is a messenger RNA of Didymodactylos carnosus, 1343 nucleotides long. NCBI's taxonomy places the organism in Eukaryota, Metazoa, Rotifera, Eurotatoria, Philodinida, Philodinidae. The record is from the annotation of a GenBank genome assembly.